AUGGCUUUUUAUGUUUUUGAGGUCACUGGAAAGAACUUUAUAUUUGAAAGAAAGUUGCCAGAAAAGAAGUUAAGUAAAAGCUCUGAAGCUCUGGUGCAGCUCCAUGAGACUGUGAAAAGAAAGCUUGAUAGUGCUGCUUCCCCUCAGAAUGGAGACCAGCAGAAUGGCUUUGGUGAUGUAUUUUCUGUGUCCAAGAAGCUGCGUCAUGAUGAUGGUCUUGGUGGAGUGAGUGGUUCUUCCAAUGGAAUGCCCCCUGUGUCUCCACUCCAUCAUCUUGACAAGAAAUCUGGCAGUGGAGAUACCUUACAGCUUAAUGGAAAGCAUCCGAUGGGGCUAGAUGGCAUCAGCAAGAAGUGUCUUCCAGAUUCCAGCCUGCAAAUGAAUGGAGGUGGUGAUGGAGAUGACUCAUUUCCUCUGAGUUUGAAUAAGGAGCUGAAGCAAGAGCCUGUAGAUGAUCUUCCAUGUAUGAUUGCUGGAGCAGGGGGUUCUAUAUCUCAGAAUAACUUGAUGCCUGACCUUAAUCUUAAUGAGCAGGAAUGGAAGGAACUUAUUGAGGAGCUUAAUAGAUCAGUGCCUGAUGAAGACAUGAAGGAUCUCUUUAAUGAAGAUUUUGAAGAGAAAAAAGAUGCAGAUUCUUCAAAUUCAGCUGCACAGACUCCAUUGCCACAAGAUAUUAAUAUAAAGACUGAGUUUUCCCCAGCACGCUUUGAACAGGAACAGAUGGGAUCUCCCCAGGUGAGAUCCACUUCAUCAGGUCCAGCAUUUAUUGGUGCUGCCUCUGUACCUGUAAGUGCUGCUUCUCCAGCAGUUGGUAAUUCUCAGGCUAUGUUUCAGCCUUCCAGUCAGUCACUGACUGAAAACCCUAAUCAGCCCAUGAUGCAGGCAUCAAACCACUCUCAGAACGUCCAGAGGCCUCACUCCAAUGUGUUGUUACCUGGGAAGGGUGCAGGAAGUGCCAAAGAAAUGUCUUCUGCUCAUCAACUUCAGCAGAUUGCUGCCAAGCAGAAGAGAGACCAGAUGCUGCAGAACCAGCAGCAAGCUUCACAAGUCCACCAAACGAAUCAGAUGUCUACGUGGCAACAGUCUGGGCCUUCUCAUAGUCCACUGGCUGUCCCGUAUACCAUGGAAAAUCCCACAAGCCCAUCAGUUUACCAGCCUGACUUCAACAAUCAAAAACUCAUGAUGUCUAAUUUGGGAAAUAAAAGCUCCCCAAGAGCUGGAGGCAAUUACCAUGUGAACAUUUUGGGUCAUCAGCAAAACAGCUUGAACCAGAACCCUGUGAAUAGUCAAAGCUCAAUGCUAGACUAUGGGAACACCAAACCUCUUUCACAUUACAAAGCAGAAUGUGAGCAGGGGGUGACAGUACCAGGUCAGAACAAGGCUCCCAUGUUGGCAUACAUCCAGCAGCACCAGCAGGCACCGCUCUCUCAUGUGAGUGAUGACCAAAAUGGGAUGAUCCUGUUGAAACCCAAGCCUGGAAACAUUACCUACCGACUGCCACACAGUCAGGAUCAAAACCCUUCUAACGUUCCUCGUGUUCCUGUCUCUGUCCCGGGCCCUGGUGUGAAUGCCCAGGCUCCCAACGUCUCCAUGGCAGGUAACCACAGCAACACACCUUAUCUCAGCACUCAGCAGCAAGCAGCAGUGAUGAAGCAACAAAAGCACUUGCUCAUGGAGCAACAGAAGCAGCAAUUCCUAAUGGAGCAGAGACAGCAACACCUUCUGGCUGAGCAGGAGAAGCAGCGGCAGCAGCAGGAGCAGCAGCUGAAGCGGCAUCUGACUCGGCCACCCCCCCAGUAUCAGGAUCAGCCACAGAAUCCAUAUCAGCAGCAGGUUGGACAGUUCACAGGGUCAUCUUCAGCCAUGCCUGGUGUCAAUAAUUUAGGACAGUCCAGCUCCAGUAGUCCACGGAUGUUUCCUCAGCCCCAGAACAUGAUUCAGAUGGGACCUGGACACAGUUCUGUUCUUCCGCUCCAGUCGGGCUCCAGCCAGCAGGAUCGAGGGGUGACUCAAUAUAACAAUAUGCAAAACAUGCAGCGAGGGGGAUUGUACAACUUGGCAUCUGGGAUGACCCAGAUGGUUCCCCAGCAUGCAACACAAAGUGCCAGUGGACAGCCACCCAUGCAGAGACAGAGCAGCCUGGGCCAGGGUGCUGCCGUUCCUGCUGGGUAUGGGCAGAACACCUUAGCAAACUCAAGCAUUUCUCAGCAGCACAAUAAAGGUGCACUGAAUCCAACCUUAUCUAAGCCACAGAUGGCCAGAGUACCAGCUGCUAUGGGGGCUCAGAAUCCAUCUUGGCAACACCAAGGUAUCCCUAGUAUUAACAACCAGACACAAGCAAACAGUGGCUUAGGACCGUUUACUGCCAGCUCCUCUUUCCACAUGCAGCAGACUCAUCUAAAAAUGGCCAACCAACAGUUUGCCCAAGGAAUGCCUCAGGUAAGCCUAAGCACCAGCAGACCCAUGACCUCUAUGAAUGCUGCUGUCUCUGGGCAGAUGCUGUCAUCAUCUUUGGGUGCGCAGCAGCGGACGAACCCUCCUACGCAGCAGCAGGUCCCCUCACAGCAAGUCUUGCCUGGCAUCAACCAGACUGUUCCAGAUCUGAACACUUUCAGCCAGAACCCAAAUCAGCAAAUGCCCAACAGAGGUAAUCUGCACUGUAGUCAAGGGUUCCCUGUGAGGACAACCAGUCAAGAGCUGCCUUUUGCCUACAGCGGCCAGUCGGGCAAUAAUGGACUUCAGAACUUAACUGGUGACACAGACCUGAUAGACUCUUUGCUGAAAAACAGGACUUCAGAGGAGUGGAUGAAUGAUUUGGAUGAGUUGUUAGGGACUCAUUAAAA
Molecule: messenger RNA, 2843 nt
Organism: Chaetura pelagica (chimney swift)
Lineage: Eukaryota; Metazoa; Chordata; Aves; Apodiformes; Apodidae
Gene: MAML1
Product: mastermind-like 1 (Drosophila)
Exons: 7
Coding region: 1-2841 (946 amino acids)
Biological process (GO): positive regulation of transcription of Notch receptor target
Cellular component (GO): nucleoplasm
Molecular function (GO): transcription coactivator activity
Source: RefSeq, a predicted model, not a curated record